AUGCAAAAUUCACCGAUUUCGUUGUUACACAAACAACGACAUUCCACGAGGAGUCAGUUUAUCAAUCGACAUAACGUCAAGUUCUUUAUUCGUAUUCUCGUUGGACUCGCUUUGGCACAUGUCAUCGGGCAACGUGUUCGACCGAGUGAUGCCGCACCCAGUAGUACGAAAUCAAAUUGGAAAUAUCGACCGCAAAAAACACAAUCAACGACUCCAUCGAAUGAUCGCGAUGAUGAUGAGAAAACGACAACUAUCGUCAUCAGUACCACUGUUGUAUCCAGUGGUGCCAGUUGGCAACCUGGUCAACUGAAAAAUUGUACGGAACCAGCUAUUGAUGAAUUUCCUGAAGACCUUUUUACUCAAUCACAACGUCGUAGUGGAGCGAUAAUAUUUCAUUUUAUGGCUUGUCUUUACAUAUUCAUUGCCAUCGCUAUUGUCGUUGAUGAUUAUUUCAUAUCUGCAUUAGACAAAUUAUGUGCGACAUUGGGUCUCGAUGAAGACGUUGCCGGUGCAACAUUCAUGGCCGGUGGAUCGUCGUCGCCAGAACUGUUUACUGCCAUUAUCGGAAUCUUUGUUGCUAAGGGUGACGUAGGGGUUGGAACAAUUGUUGGUUCGGCUGUUUUUAACAUCGUUUGUGUAAUUGGCGUAUGUGGUCUAUUUGUGAACGCAGCUAUCCGACUGACUUGGUGGCCCUUAUGUCGUGAUUCGAUUUACUACUCAUUGUCGAUCUUAAUUUUAAUCAUGUGUUUAUCUGAUGGACGCAUUACAUUAUUUGAAUCGACUUUUCUUCUUCUCAUGUACGCAGGCUAUAUUGCUAUCAUGUGUAAUAAUCAACGUAUAAGACAAUCAAUUCUUAGUCGAUGGCAAGUUUUCCAAACAUUGGGCUACUCAGAGGAGCCAAUCAUCAAUCCGGCUAAUGUCCAAAAAACAUACGGAGCGAAAAAUACUUACGAACGAUUUGAUGACGAUGAGGGUCAAAAUUAUAAUAGUGCGCCAAUGCAACAGAGACAAGCACCAGUCGAUGAAGUUAUCGCUCGCUCACGCAUACCGAUUGAUUUCGAAACAGCAGCAUUGAAAAUCAUGAUGUCAAGAUAUUUUCGAAAUCGUACUCGAUUCCGAAUGGCUGUGCGGUUCGUCAUUAGUCACCUACGAACUCAACAUGGUCAAGGAGUAAUACGUCCACAAAAGCCAGCAAAUGAAAGACGAUUCUCGUUUUAUCAAGGUCGAACACCGAGCCUACUAGCUGCUGACGAAAACUAUGAUGACUGGAAGAAUAUUCCGAAUUACAACUAUGAUCCUGUCAAUUUUGCGAAAUGGGCAGUUACAGCACCAAUUAAAAUCAUCUUUCAUUUUACCAUUCCCGACUGUCGUAAUCCACGAUGGUUCAAGUGGUAUCCAUGUACGUUUGUCAUGUCCAUUGUUUGGUUAUGUCUAUUGACUUAUUUAAUGGUCUGGAUGGUCACUAUUAUUGGUUUCACUUUUGGUAUACCAGAUAGUGUCAUGGGUAUCACGUUUUUAGCUGCAGGUAGCAGUGUACCGGAUGCCAUGAGCAGCGUUCUGGUUGUCCGUCAAGGUUUGGUUGAUAUGGGUGUAUCGAACACAUUUGGUUCAAAUGUGUUUGAUCUACUUGUUGGUCUUGCACUGCCAUGGUUUUUCAAAACAUUAAUUAGUGGAGAAGCCGUGCACAUUAAUUCCAAUGGAUUGAUGUAUGAUUCCGUUCUUUUACUUGGUAUUGUCGCUUUAACAGUAAUUAGUUUUCAUCGUCGUCAAUGGUAUUUGGAUAAAAAUCUCGGUAUAUUUUUCCUUGGUAUUUACGGAAUAUUCGUGGUUUUCUCCUUAUCAAUUGAGUUGAAUGUUUUCGGUUUUGUCAACCCACCUAUGUGUUAA
This is a messenger RNA of Adineta ricciae, 1887 nucleotides long. The record is from the annotation of a GenBank genome assembly. Lineage: Eukaryota; Metazoa; Rotifera; Eurotatoria; Adinetida; Adinetidae.